Molecule: messenger RNA, 2034 nt
Organism: Aspergillus clavatus NRRL 1
Lineage: Eukaryota; Fungi; Ascomycota; Eurotiomycetes; Eurotiales; Aspergillaceae
Exons: 3
Coding region: 1-2034 (677 amino acids)
Biological process (GO): chromatin remodeling
Source: RefSeq, a predicted model, not a curated record
AUGGACGACCCAGCGACCCGUGUCCCGGCGCAGCUGCUGCCGCACAUGCAUCUAGUGUCGCGGCAUCGCUACCCUUUGAUGCACAUGAUGCCCACAGAUACCGUUGUUGAAUACCUCCUUUCCGCCCCAAAGAUCGUUCGCGAAGCGCAACCGAUGCAUUGGACUUUCUUAGAUGGACCCCAAGAUGGCACGGUGAUGCUCACAUGGCAGCCUCUCAACCACCUGGGCACAAACUUCGCGAGCGAUGGUUAUGUCUGGGCCGACGUCGAGCAGGCUUUCACAUUUGAGGCCCGCGGAUAUAUGGUAGAGAUGUGGCUCCAUCGCAGCGGCUAUCAUCCUCCGAACGAGUCCGUGGCUAUCCACUGUCGCAGACGAUACCGACUGUUGCCCACGAAGAACCCUAACCCGAGCCUUCCUCCGCCUGAUCCUUCGCUGUGGAUUGUUCAUUAUUCGAGAGCGCCCCCCACGGAACAUAUUCCGGCAAAUCGAAUCCCAGUCUCUCCGCAAGUGCAAAGCAUGCUGGCACAGCGUCGUUUCUUACAGGGCCAAGGUCAGCUUGCUCGCAAGGACUUUCUGCUUCACGAUCGCAACAACUGGCCGACAAUCAAUUUCCCGCCACAAAUGGCGCCCCAGGGAUUUGCGCAACCCCCUGGGCCUUUUCCGAACGCCAUGAUGGCGCGUCCGCCAUACUAUCCUCAGCCCGGUCAACCUGUCCCAGCGCCGGCAGCUGCGCCCCCAGCGAAAGCACCCCGCGGACACCGUGCUUCUGCUGCAGCAAUGACCGCUGCCGCAGCGGAUUUUGCCCUCGAGGAUGAAGAUGUUUCUACUGGUGAUAUGAUGGAUCUAUUGACACAUCGGGAGGUAUCUAAGAUGCGCUACCAGCAGCACCAUGAAUGGAUGGAGGAGAUUUUUGCCUCGCCAUAUGCUAUUAGCCAAAUUACGCCUGUUUCCUUGGGUCUGGGCCGCAAGGGAGAGUUAGAGACUCUCACCGCAGGGUUCUUCGAUGCGCCGGUGGGACCGGCGACCGGCGACUCUAAAGAUGUCACCGAUUCCGCUCAGGCAACGAAGAUGGAGCCCGAAAAGGCGAAAGAGUUCGCAGAUCGUGUCGUCAAGAAGGUAGCGGACAUGAGUGCUGAGAUUGAGAAGCUCAAGAAGCGUCAUGCCCGGAGGAUGGAGAAGUUCAACCGCACCUCGUUACUCAAGGAUGCGGAACUUCGGCUUCGGGAUGCGGCAGCGAACCCCGAAGAUACUGGCACGGAGAUCUGGAGGAUGGAAGGCCGCAGCGAGGUUCCGAUCGAGGAGGAUGGCGCGGAAGGUGUUCCUGUUGAACAUAAGGCCAAGUACAAGGUCGAUGAUGUCGUCAGGGAGGUGGAAGCCUCGUGGCACAGGCAGGUCGUGCCCGAGCCGAAGGUUUCCUGCGUCCAAAAGGGCGGUCUGUUGGAGAAGAUUGAGCCUGAACCCACUUCGACUGCGGGUGAUGGUGACAUCGAUAUGGGCCACGCGGAUAGUCAUCUUCUGGACCAGUUCGGCACAUCUCCUACUACUAUACCUACCCAAGGGACAGCUCCUGCGCCCCAGGGCCUCGCGGCGCAUACCGGUCCCGGAGCCGGACCAGCAGCGCCCGCUGCCUCCACCGCUGCGCCGACAACAGGGUUGGAUGUUGAGAUGGACAUGGUCGAUGCCCGUCCUGCGAACACGGCCGCAGGUGAGACCGGAGAUUGGGUGAUGGUGAACGAGGCAAACAAGAAGGAGGAAGGAAUCAACAAGCCUCCCGGUGAUAUGCAAGCCGGCGAAAUGCCGGGGAGCGGGAUCCAGGGCCUUACUCCCAACCCAGGCAGUGCAGGCGAUACAGGCCUCGACAGCGCCAACUUCGAUUUCACCAACAUGGACAGCGCUGGGGAUGCGCUGGCGGCAUACACGGAGCAGAACGAAGACCUGGAUCUCCCAGAUAUGGAGAACUCGGCGUUUGGAGACGCGUUCCACGCAUCUGAUAAUGAACAUACCCACCACCACGACGCAGACGACAUGUCGUAG